GGCACAAGCCCAGCGAGGGUGAAACCUCGCGGCAGAAGUGAUUCACCUGCUCAUUCGCAUCACGACCUUAAGCCGACGAUGAAAGUGUAGCGCGCGCUAACGCGGGACGCGCCGCAUCCCACACGCUGGAGCUCCGCCACAGCCCGCAGCUGCAUUGACGGUAAACAGAGCAAGGUAGCGCAUGGGCAGCCAGCGGGGAAUUAUUCCACAUCGCCUCGCAUCCCUGUGCAUACAUGGCGCCCUGACACACACACACACACACGCGCGCGCGCGCGAAUUCAGUUCGCAGCCUCACGCGGUAGUCGCCAAUUUCUUCCCUUUUUUUUUAUUUUUUUCUGCAGCCAUCAUUAUUUGCGUCGGUGUGCAGCAGCGGAGAGGGGAUUCGGCGCACAGUGCCAGUAGAAGGUAUCCUCAUUUUCCGGGAUCAGGACCAUGGAUGUGGCCUCAUCCGGAUCUGUCUCUGCAGACGCGGCGGACUGGCGCGGUUUUUUCCUCGUCGCAGACGCAGCCGCGUCUCCGUGCCGCGUGUUGCGACGGUGUCUCUGAAAAGGCUGCGGACCUCUGGAGGAAAUGAGAAGACGGAUCUGCUUUGACUCACGCCUGACGAGAUGCACUGAAUCACAGCAAAGAUUGAUCCCGCCAUCGACCCGAUGUAGGAAGUGCGCCCUCCGAUCCGCUCACCCACCACUCUUGCUUGGAUUUCAGCAGCCAGUCAAAUCCACCAGCUGGUUAUCGGGCCCCGUGGAGUCCACAGCGUCCACCGACCGGGUCAAGCACCUCUUCUCCACCAAGAGCGACAAAAACGUGACCACCGUGCUCAUCUGGCUCUGGCCUUUCGGACAAACGUACGACCUGGGCGUCUGCAGCUCCCUCUUCAAUAUCGAGGGCUGCUUCAUCACAGCGGACAGGAACCUGUACAACAAGUCCGAUGGGGUCAUUAUCCAUCACCGAGACAUCUGCACCGACCUGUCCAACCUGCCGCCGCCGCAGCGGCCGUCCUUCCAGAAGUGGAUAUGGAUGAACUUGGAGUCGCCGUCGCACUCGUCCCAGCUGCCCGGGAUCGAGAACCUCUUCAAUCUGACUCUCAAUUACCGUCAGGAUGCUGACAUUGAAGUGCCUUAUGGGUCCAUCGUAGCGGCGGAGGGCGAGGAGGACUUUGUUCCGCCCAGCAAAAACAAGCUGAUCUGCUGGAUCGUGAGCAACUGGAACCAGGACCACGUGCGGGUCAAGUACUACAAUGAGCUGUACAAACACAUCGAGGUUCACGCGUACGGACAAGCGUUCGGGGAGUACAUAUCGGACCAGGACUACUUCCCCACCAUCGCCAGCUGCAAGUUCUACCUGGCUUUCGAGAACUCCAUCCACAAGGACUACAUCACUGAGAAGCUCUACAACCCGCUCUCCGUGGGGACGGUGCCGGUGGUCCUCGGGCCGCCCCGGCAGAACUACGAGAACUUCAUCCAGGGAGAGUCCUUCAUCCACGUGGACGACUUCACGUCGCCCAAGGAACUGGCUGACUACCUGCUGCUCCUGGACAGGAACGAGGAGAUGUACCUCAGGUACUUUGAGUGGCGACGGCACUUUAAGGUGAAGAAGGCCUAUUUCUGGGCAGAGCACACAUGCCUGGCUUGUGAUUACCUGCGCAGGCACAAGGAGUACAAGGCGUUCAAUAAUCUUGACAAGUGGUACUGGGGCGGGUAGUGGUUUGGAGCGCUAUGCAGUGCUUGUUGUGUUGUCGAAGGCCGUGUUUUAAGAGUUUUAAAGGUUUAUUACUGUUCUUUCCAGAGCUGUUUUCCCAUGGGUUCAGUGGCCCGGAGAGAGACGUCCAUCUUGUUUUUUUUAAUAACAAGCCGACUUUGCUUAGCCUUAUGUUGCCGUUUGCAUUAUUCAGUUCAAAUUUUUAUUUAUUUUUCUUAACGACAACAAUGUUUGAUGUGUUUUUGCUCCGCGUUGCGCUUAACAUGUCAGACAUUUGCUGCUAUUUUUUUAAAUGUUUCCCCCCUCCCACUAGUCGUGGCUUGAACGCGGAGUUGCGGGAACGUUGCUGUGUAACAAGCGACAUUCCCAAUGCAGUGGUCGAUGUUUCCUUUCCGUUUAAACACCCCCUUGCACGACAGAGUACACGUCGAAAUGGCGUCAGCCGCAGAAGGAGACGAUCACAAGUGAAAAUAUUUAUGUAAUAUUUAUUCAAGUGAGUCAUUAUACGAUAAAGAAAAAACAAUCUCAUCUGUGCUAGUGAUGCAGUCACCUAUGCAGUGUUUACUGAACUCAAAUGUGAAAGUAGUUCAACUGUGUCAUGUACAUACUGUAUUGUGUAUUUUUGGGAUAAUGUAGCUGUCAUCUUUUCCAUGUUUUGUAAGUUUGCACUCGCACGGCGACAGAUGGUCGCCGGCCGUCAUGUGACCGUCGCCCUGGCGGCGUCUGGCGGCAGACGCGACCCCAGUUGCAAGGAAGAGGCUCCUGAGCGGUCCGUCUGUCCCAGUGCAGUCGGACCCAGUGUGGAUGGUGCAAUAUCAGACUCCCCCCAAAGGACUUUGUGUUGCGUUUUGGUUUGAACCUGCAAAAGUCUUGACAUUUCUCACGGACGGGAAAAAGCACAAAGUUGAGUCGUACUCGAACCAUUUAAGCUGUUUUCUAUGUGUGAAUCUCAUCCCACAAUGUGACUUUACAUAUUUACGCCUUUAUUUAUUUUUAUACUUCAUGCACAUGCUACUGGGAUGGUUCAAGUGAAAUCUGUUUCAUCGCCGUCUGGGGAGUCAGAUGUUGCUUGAAAAAGAUAUUUCCUGGAUGUUUUUUUUAAUUUACACUCCUGCAAGUGUACGCAGCCACAUGGCCGCUCACGACCUGUAGAUAUGACUUUGCGGUUUAUUACUGUCACUCAACAAUGCAUCUAAAUAGCACUCAGCAGCUACUGACACGAUGGUUAUGUUUUACAGAAGAUACUGUGCAAAACCAUGUCAACAUUUUAUGCAAGAUGCGCCAGUGGUUUCACGGACACUUGUCAUCAUUUCUGUUCUUUAAAGGGACCUUCGUGUAAUGAGGAUGAUUUUAGUUCUUCUCAUGUAAAAUCGUUCCAAUUGUCAUUGUGAAACCUGUAUAUAAAAACUGUCUUAUACUGAA
Molecule: messenger RNA, 3120 nt
Organism: Betta splendens (Siamese fighting fish)
Lineage: Eukaryota; Metazoa; Chordata; Actinopteri; Anabantiformes; Osphronemidae
Gene: fut9a
Product: fucosyltransferase 9a
Exons: 3
Coding region: 571-1701 (376 amino acids)
Cellular component (GO): membrane
Molecular function (GO): alpha-(1->3)-fucosyltransferase activity
Source: RefSeq, a predicted model, not a curated record